This is a messenger RNA of Owenia fusiformis, 532 nucleotides long. Lineage: Eukaryota; Metazoa; Annelida; Polychaeta; Sabellida; Oweniidae. The record is from the annotation of a GenBank genome assembly.
AGUAAGUGGCUAUCUGAAAUUAUUUUUUCAUCCGGGUUUAUGUUUACAUAUUGUGACUAGGAAAGUAUUUAAAAGUGCACGUAAAGAGUUUUGUUUAUCACAGAAUCAAGUCAACGUCGCCUCUGCACCUCCAUCCCGGGACUUCCAUCAACAUUCUAAGAAAAUGCUGUUUCAAUUUCUCUGCAUGGUUGGCCUAUAUUGUUAUGGCUGCACUGCAACACCAACCACCACAUCGUCCCCACUGACCUCACUAACAUGGAACUAUAAAAGAGAUGUAAACCUAACGUAUGGCAUGUUCAGCAAUUACAGAAAUCUGAGACAGCUCAAACUCUCCUACAAUACAAAGAUAUUGUAUGUUCAAUCUGGCGCCUUUUCUGGGUUACCAUUACUGGAAAGUUUAGAACUUUCAUACAACACAUUCUUGAAAAUUGAGUCAGGUGCAUUCUCUGGCAUGCCUUCAUUGAAAAGAUUCAUUUUGAGGUACAAUGAUUUUGAAAUUUUCCCAACUGAUAUGUUCAAGAACCUGACAAGU